UCUCCAAGAGGAGCCAUGCAGUCCACCGAGAGCCCAGCCGAGCUCUGAGAGCCCAGCCACCUGGCGCCUCUCCCCUCGGAUCCCGCCUCAGAUUGCCAGUGCUUUGGGAUAACCCAGCAGCCCGCUGGGGCCCCUGGACUCCCCAUCACCUCGAAAAACAAUACCCCAGCGCCUAGACUAGGGGGAAGAAGGAAAUCCUGCCCCUGAGCCACCUCACAUCCUUCUGCCUCUGGCUGUUGCGUGGCUCUCCCUCCCCUCGAUUCCAGCUGCAGCACAUCUGGAAGGACAGUUUCCCCUUCCUCAACUCCUAACCUCCCAGAGGUCCAGACCGCCCCCUCCCCAAUUCUCAGGACAUCUUCCCCUUGAGCAAGCCACAGACUAGCCCGGACUCAGUUUCCAACGAGUUUUAGUCCUCUUGUGGGCUCUGGGAGAGAAGUCUAACAAACUUCUAGAGAGACCUCAGUCCCCUGAAAACACUGACUUUUCCAAUCAAAUUUAUUUAAGGCCCUGUGGUCAAAGGGUCACAUUCCCUCCCCCUGAGAGAAGACAGUCUCUCCUCUUCCCUCUCCAGUGGCCUCUGAGGCCCCAUUUCCCCUCUGCAGUAUUCCUGUGGGAUCAGGGGCUGCUGGGCCCACUCCCUUGGCCUUGAGAAUUAGCCUCCCUCCACUGCUCCCCACACACACGCACGCACGGACGCAGGCAGGCAGGCACGCACGAUUUUUUUAUUCUUUGCCUUACAGAGAACUUGAAGUCCAGAAAAGGACUGCAAAGGAAGGGCCCUCAGAUUGGACCCCAGUAGAGGGGCCCUGGCCGUUGGCACGUCCCUCAUACCACUGGAGAAUUGAGUUUGGGAUUCUGGGUGACGGCCUCUUCCCCACCCCCUUGGUGGAGCCUGGAGCUGAGGGGGCAGAUUAAGGACGUGGCAGGUGGAAGGAGUUGGGGCUCUGGCCAGAGCCUGGGGGGAGUGGCGCUUCUUCAAUAGCCCUGGGGCUACCAAGCCCAUUCCCAAAGCUGCUCUGUUGGUCGGAAAGGGAAGUGUGGACCUAGCCAGGAGAGCUGGGAGGCUUCCUAAGGGAGGAGGCUUCCGUUCGCCCUUGGGAUCCAGAGGCAGCCGUUUUUGGACAGAGGAUGCGUUUCUUCAUCCCUUUUUAAGUUACAAAAACAUUGUCUUCAGUGCCAUUGCCGUCUCUUCCCACUUCCUACCAACCCUGCACUCUCCUCCCUCCCUCCCCACAUUCCUACACUUGCCUUCCACCUAGCCGGGCUUGCUGAGCGACUCCCCGGGCUGUUCAGAGAGGGGGCUGAGAGCAAAGUAGGGAUGGCCCCUGGCACUCAUCCUUCCCUUCUCCUUUGAGUUGCUUGCCACAGACAGAGGAGGGACAGAGAACCAGCCUUGGCCCCCGGGUCAUGCACAUACCCAUCCCUGGCCCCUCUGCGAAGAUCAGAGGGAGCUCAGGAAUCACCUUUCGUCAUGGAGGGGCUUGGAAGGUCACCCCUGUGGCUGAGCAGAGAGCUGGCUGCCCCGCAGCCUCAGCUUCUCCUCCUGGACUGCCGGAGCCGGGAACUCUAUGAGUCAGGUCACGUCCAGGGGGCUCUUAGCGUAGCCCUACCAGCCCUGCUGCUUCGGAGGCUGAGGAAGGGGAAUCUGUCAGUGGGCUCCCUGCUCCCCAGCCCCCUGCACCAGCAGCGGCAGCCCCAGCAGCCACGGCCGCUGCCCCCUCUGCCCAUCCUACUAUAUGAUGAAGGCCGAUGUGUCGCGGAGGAAGAAGCGGAGGCGGCCCAAUCAGUACUAGCCACCUUGCUCCAGAAGCUGCAAGAGGAAGGCCACCCUGCCUACUAUCUACAAGGUGGCUUCAGCAAAUUCCAAGCCGAGUGGCCGCACCUCUGCAAAACGAAGCUUGAUGCCCCAUGUGCCAGUAACUCACUAGUGCCUGUUCCAGCACCUGUGGUGGGCCUGGGAGGCCUGUGCCUCAGCUCAGACUGCUCAGAUGCUGAGUCAGACCCAGACCGGGACACCCUGAGCUACAGCCUGGAGUCAGAGGGUGGGAGCCCUCCACCGCCAGGACACCCCCCAUCCUUACCUGUUCAAAUUCUCCCCAACCUCUACCUGGGAAGUGCUCAGGACUCAGCCAACAUGGACAUGCUGGCCAAGCUGGGCAUCCGCUACAUCCUCAACGUCACCCCCAACCUGCCCAAUCUCUUCGAAAAGGACGGCGACAUCCACUACAAACAGAUCCCCAUUUCGGACCACUGGAGCCAGAAUCUCUCCCAGUUUUUCCCAGAGGCCAUUGACUUCAUUGAUGAAGCUGUGUCCCAGAACUGUGGCGUGUUGGUCCACUGCCUGGCGGGUAUCAGCCGCUCUGUCACCGUCACUGUGGCUUAUCUGAUGCAGAAGCUUCACCUCUCGCUCAACGAUGCCUAUGACCUGGUGAAGCGGCAGAAGUCCAACAUCUCCCCCAACUUCAACUUCAUGGGGCAGCUGCUGGACUUUGAGCACAGCUUGAAGCUCAAGGGCGAGGGGCCCAGGGACCAGAGGGGUGGUGAGGGAGUGGAAGGGAGCCACCCCCCAACACCUCCCUGCUUCUUCACCACUCCCACUGGUGAAGGAGUCUUUGAAUUGGACUCCACCUAAGGAAUGGGGCUGGGCAGAGGGUUGGGGUGGAGGUUAAGGACGGUGGCCCUGGCCUGGCCAAUCCCCAGGCGGAGGCCCACUGUCCUUAGGGAAUUGCUUGCCCCCAACCCAGGGGACUCCACCAAAGCUGGGGAGACCCCAAUACCUCAUCCGAAGAGACAAGAGCUAAGAACCCAGAGCCUUUUGCCAUUUCCUGCCCCCUCCAAAGUGGUGGAAGGGGAAAGACCUUUUAUACCCACUUGAGAAACCAAACUUCAGCAAGAAUCUGAACGUGCCUAUUGACCAGGUAUUGACAGUCAUGUUGAUACUGCUGUCUCCUGCCCCAACUCGUGGAGCCCACGGCCAAGGCUCAGAACCCACCAGGAAGGCCUUUGGACCUCAUCGUCAAGCCUCCAUUUGAAGGUGGCACCGUUCUGGAUGCCCUGCCUCUUCUGUGGUUGGAGGGGCCGAGUUGGGGGCAACUCAACAUCUGAAGGCAGCACGCACUUUCGAAGUGCCUACUCGGUGCCGGCUCUGUCGAGGCUGGGGCUGGGGUCGCCUUAGAAGUGGAGUUUUUCACACCGGGCCGGUUCUCUACACCCUGGAUCUGGGGAUCCUUAGGGACUCAAGCAAAGAACCUGUGACUAGAACCGGUGCGCGCCUCCUUCCUCCCCACCUCAUUCCUCUUCAGGAAAGCCCUCGAGUCUCCUCGAAAAAGAGAGCAGAAGCAGUCUGUGGACAAACUGAACCCCACUGAAGAGGUUAAACCUCCCACUUCAGGUGGGUCAUGCCACGCAAUACCAGGUCUAGAACCUAGACCUUCAAGACCCAGGUCAGGGAAAUCCACCUCUAUACCUUGUCCUGAACUUUCUGUUCGAGAGCCAUACUUUACCCCUAAAGAGGCCGGCUCUUGGGGUAUCUGGGACUCAGAUCUGAAACCUGCCAAUCUAGAACUGAGAUGUUCGAGGCCCCACAUCACCAUGCCAUACCUCAGCCAUCGACUUGGCGGUGGUUUUGCUUGUAUGAGUGUGUGUGAGCAUGUGUGUGUGUGUGUGUGUGUGUGUGUGUUCUGAGAAGUGGGAGGGAAGUGUGGGUAUGGUUCUGUGCCAGGAGAACUUCCUAGGGGGAAUUCUGGGCACCAGAAAUGGAAUAGCCUAUCAGAGAAGGAAUGUCCGUGUAUUUCAUUUUUCAGGGGAGAGUCUGGAAGGACUUUGCGGGAGGGAGGGAAACUUGGAGCUGGGAGGCCAGUUCCAGACCCCACAUCUGGCUCUCUGACUAUUUAUUUACUAGAUGUUUGCCGAGAGAUUUUUUCUCUUCCCUCAGAUAUGUCUUAAAGGGGGCACUCGGUUGGCGAGUCCAGACAAUAUUUCUAAGCGAUAGCUCAGGAGUUUUCUGGGGAGAGAGCGAUUGGUGAAACUCAAUGACAACAAGGAGGACGAAGGCCCCCGAUGGUGGUGGUGUUUUCUUUGGAUUUUUUGGUUGGUUUUUGGUUUGGUUUUUGGCUGGGAGGAUGGGAGUCCAUUAAGGCACACACAAACACGCACACACAUACAUACGCAGAGGCUCAGGCACAUACAGACACACCCAGGCAUGCAUACCGUGAGAAGACGCAGACAUCCGCAGUCUCCUACACGCAGUGUUGAGCCAGGGCAGAACCAGCAGGCAUGGCCGGUGUGGCCGUGAGCUUUGGCCAGGCCUCCUCCCUCUCCCGUAGGGAAGAAGGGGCCCGGCACUCAGUGUCUUUAACAGAUUGGCAGAUUAAAUUGGUAACAAACAUUUUCUGGAGAAAACAACAGCAACAACAAGGAAGGCGCCAUUUUUGCCAUCCUCGGGGAGGAAGGUUGGUGGUGAAGGUCGAGGCUGCUGGGGAGGCAGACCUGUGUUGGAAUCAGAAUCUUUAUUCUCCAUCGUCCCCACCUGGUUUUAGUGGGAGAGUCAGUCGUUCUAAUGAUCAAUAUUAUUGUCCAUUUCUAUCAGUGUUGUCAGAAGCCUCCUCAUGACUAUAAGCUAAGCUUCUCCAAAUUCCAGAUUCCCAGCUGCUGACUGUGUUUGUUUUAGCACCAACUUGGAAGGAACCUAGUGGUGUGCCACAAGGCUCUCGAGUCCUUACUAUAUAAAAAGAACCGAAGUGCAUACAGCACCUUCAAGGCCACAAAUUGCUUUAUUUACAUUCUCUCAUUUAAGUCUCACAACAUCUCCUUCCAGACAUUAUUAUCCCCAUUUUACAGAUGGGGAAAUUGAGGCUCAGGAGGGUCCAACGACUUGUCUGUUCUCUUACAGUGGAGCAUCCAGGAUAAAAUGGAGCCUGUUUUCCCGAUUCCAAGUCUUGCACACUAUCCACUAGACAAUCUUUCCUGCUCUUUCUUGCCCUGGCCUCUUUCAACCUUUUUUUCAUCCCUGGCUUACGUAGGUGUGGAUGGCAUGUUUAGCACAGUUGUAGAUUAUAUGAAAAUGGGAUGGCAGAUGGCAGAGAAAGGAUCCAAAAGGAUCUUAAGAGGCUAGCAUGAGAGGCGGGACUUCAUAAGAUGAAAUUUAACAGGCGCGCGGGCCAGGUUUACUAUGGUUCAACAAGUCAGUCACAUGGAGGGGGAAGAGAUGGUCGGAGAAGAGUUCUUGUUUUAAAAAAAAAGUACAGUGCCCAGAGCACUGGGCUUGGAAUCGGGAACAUCUGAGCUCAAAUCCAGCUUCACACAUUGACUAGCUCUGGCCCUGGGCCUCAGUUACUUUGUCCGGACAAUGAGGAUAAUAAUAGAACCUACUAAGACUUUGGUUGGUGUUGUGAAAACAAAGUAAGAGAAUAUUUAGGGAAAAGAAAAGAAAAUGGCCAGAGGGUUUUCUUAGCAAACUGUAUGCUCCAUGUGAGCCAGCAGUGCGAUUAUCCAAAGAGAAUGCAAUCUUGGGCUGCGUUGCCGAGGGAAGUGGCCAUUCCAUAGUGGACCAAUCUGGGGGGAACAUGCCUGGCAUAUUGUGGCCAGUUCUGGCCUUCACAUUUGAGGAAGGAUGCCAAAGGCAGCUAGGUGGCUCAGAGAAUCAUUCCAGAGAGAUCUUUUGUCACUCUUGCCUUCUCCAGGCUCAAAGUUCCCAUCUUCUUCCACCAAUCUCCACCUUGGAUGAUUGGGAGGCUCUUUUUCCAUCCUCCUUGCCCUCCCCUUCACUCUCUCCAGCCCACUGAUGUCCUUUUGAAAAUGUGGCACCUACAAAGAUACAUAGAAAGGUUCCAUGUCCACGAAAAUAGUUAUCACAGCGCUUCUUCUGUGUGACAAAGACCCACAACGUAGGUGCUUGUCAGUUGGAGAAUAGCUAAACAAGUUGUAAUGCAUGAAUGUCGUGAAAUAUUACUAUGUCGCAAGAAACAAUGAAGCUAAAGAAUUCAGAGAAACAUGGGAAGACAGAUGAACUGAUGCAGACCAAAGUAAGAGAACAGGGGAAACAAUUUACAGUCACUGCAGCAAUAUAAAUGGGAAUAUAACAACAAUGACUAAACUCCAACACUGGGUGGCAUGAUAGGGGGAUGGGGGACCUGGUAUGCACUGUUGUAUUCCAUUGAUGUGUUGAUUAGUUUUGCUGGGUUGCCUUUUCGUUUUCUUUUUUUAUUCUUUCUUACAAAGGAUGGAGCCUGGGGGGAGGAGAAGAGAAGAUGUAUAUGGAAACGAGGGUGAUAUAAAAACAAAAUAUCCACAAAAAUUGUUUUUAAAGGAGAGCCCAAAAGUGACCACACAAUUCUAGAUGUGGUCUAGCCAGGACAAAAUACAAUGGACCUCUCGCCUCCCUCGUUCUAGGCAUUGUGUCUCUCCUAACGUAGCCAAAGAUUUCCUUAGUUGUCUUGGCUUCCAUACCGUAUUUAUACUGAGCUUACAACCCAUUAGAAAUACCAGAACUUUUUCAGAAGAUUCACUGUCUAGCCACAUUUUCCCCACCUUGUGCUUAUGAGGUUGCUUUCUGGAGCCUUACAUAAGUGUGGAUCUCUGGCAAAUGUAAUUGUAUCACUUCUGGACCAACAUUCUACCCAUCAGGAUUUGCUACCCUUCUCACCUUUGGGUCAUCUAAAAAUCAGAGCAACAUCCCUUCUCAGAUUGCUUUCCAAGACACUGAUAAAUAUAUUCAGUAGCAGGGGGCAGCUGGGUAGCUCAGUGGAUUGAGAGCCAGCCCUAGAGACGGGAGGUCCUAGGUUCAAAUCUGGUCUCAGACACUUCCCAGCUGUGUGACCCUGGGCAAGUCACUUGACCCCCAUUGCCUAGCCCUUACCACUCUUCUGCCUUGGAGCCAAUACACAGUAUUGACUCCAAGACGGAAGGUAAGGGUUUAAAAAAAUAUAUAUAUUCAGUAGCAGAAGAUCUGGGUCUCUGGGGGCCUCCAUUAAACCCCUCCUUCCAAGUUGAUAUUUAAUGACUGCUCUUUGGGUCAACUAGUUCUGUCACAAAGGAACAUUGUUGAGUCCCAUUUCUCUUGGUCUUGUCUAGAAACUUAGCACAUGAGACUUUGCCAAGUUAUUUGCUAAAAUCUAGGGGCAACAAUAAUAUGAUAUAUGGCUAGCCACUGUAACUUUUAAAAGAAUGAGAAAAAUCAGAUUAUCCAAAUUUUAAAAAUUAGGAGGAAAUCACAACAAAGAGCUACAAAACUAUAAAAUAUGCCAAUCGACAUAACAGAAAAUAGGCAACCUAAACAAACUAAUUUCAGAAAGAGGACUGAAAAGGCCAUAAAUAAAAAGAAAAGCACCAGGGAGAGAACAGCAAAAAUGGCAGAGUAGGAGGACGCAUUACAAAGUAACUCCUUCUGGCAUUGACUUCAACAAAGACUUAGAAUGAGAUCAAGGAUAAAUCACAGUCAAUCAUUUUUCCAGUUCUGGUUAGCAUAGGGAGGCAAGCAGCAACCUGUGGAUGUGGAGGACAAGGCCUAGGCAGGAAAGUUCCCUUACAGAGCCUUCCUGGGGCCUAGGGCUGUUUUCUAGGGAAAUCGGUCAUUUGGGAUACAUCAGGGACAGUCUCUUGACACUCACUGUACAGAAAAUAGGAGCAGGACCCAAAUGGCAGGUUUGGCAAUGGUAUCCCAGAGCUAGGUGGUAGAUUCAGUGCAAACUGAGGAAGGAAUCAGAUUCCAGGCAUAGAUGUCAUCAUGAAAGGAGAAUGAAAAGCUUAGUACAUGAGGACCUUACCUAUGCGAUGGACCUCUGGAAAAUUAGAAUGGACCAAAUGGAAGUUAGCGAUUCCACGAGACAACAAAAAUUAUUGAAAACAAAGCCAAGAGACUGGAAAAAUAGAAGAAAAUAUACAGAAUAUAUUAUAUGACAAACAGCUGCCCUGGAAAACAGAUCAGAGACAGAUUAUUUAAGAAUCAUUGUACUGCCUAAAAACCAUCAUAUUUUAGAAAAUCAUGAAAGAGAAUUUCUCAGGUCUACUGAACAAGAGAGAAUGUGAAAAAAGAAGGAAUCCGCCACAUCAUUUCCUGAAAAAGAAAUCCCAACAUGAAAAUUCCUAGGAAAACCAUAGCCAAAAUCUAGAGUUUUCCACUCAGAGUGAAUAUAUUACAAGCAGCCAGAAAGGAAGAGUUUCAAGUACUGAGGAUCCACAGUCAAGAUCACACAAGAUUUAACAGCUACGACUCUAAAGAAGAAGUGAACAUGGAAUGUGAUGUUCCAAAAGGAAAAAAAGAAGGACUUGCCAUCAAGAAUAAUUUACCCAUACAAGUUGAAUAUAAUCUUACAAGAAAGGUAGUGUAUAUUUAAUGAAAUAGACUUCUAAGUAUUCUUGAUGGAAAAAACAGAGUGAACUAGAAACCUUGAAAUACAUAUAUGAGUAGAGAAAGAGAUUAAAAGGUAAAUGUGUGAGCAACAGAGAGAGACUAGACAAGGAUGAAAUGUUUAUAUAUCAGGGGAUAUAAUAUAAGUGUCUCCACAGAACCGUAAUGUCAGCAGGGGUCAUAGAAGGAGUUAAAUAAGACAGGAGUCCUAGGAGUGGAGUUUUUUAUGGUCUUAGAAGAAAGGAUGGGAAAGAAAAAGGAAGACAUAAGAGUAUGAAAAGGGAGCAAUUUAUCUCACACAAUCCAGUUGCACUUGUAGAAGAAUAUAAAAUCAAAGAUUUCUCUUUGAGGAACUCAGGGGUGGGAGAUACAUGGACCUUGCUUUUAUUGGAUCUAGUUAAAAGCAUGUAGAAUACACAAAGAGGUGUGUUAGAUGGAGAAAUACAUUUAACGCCACAGGGAAACAAGAAGGAACUGGGAGAGGGGAGAGGGGGGAAAUAAGGAGGGAAUAUUCAGGGAGGAAUUAGCAAAACGCACUUUAACUAUUGGAAUGUGGAUCAUGAAGACAGGUUUAAAAGGAAAGAAAGAUAAGCUAUAAAAUAUAGAAAAGAUAAGAACUAGUGAUUGGGGUCUGUGUGAGAGGGAAAAAAGGACCAGAGACAGAGGAACCAAAGUAGAUUGUAUGGAGUCUAGGCCACUCUUCUCUCACCACUCUCAUAUUCUUUGUAAAGAAGUAGCAGGGAGAAAAAAGGAAAAAAAAGUAUAAGAGAAUAGAAUAAAGGGAAAUGCGCAAUCAGUGGUCAUGACUGAGAAUGUGAAUCAGAGAACCAUACAUAAAAUAGAAGUGAGUAAAGUUGGUUAGAAAGCAGAAUCCUUUGAUCUGUUGUUUACAAGAAACACAUCUGAAACAUAAAGAUUCACAGAGUUAAAAUAAGGGACUAGAACAAAAUAGAUUAUGCUUCAACUGGCCUCGAAAACAAGCUUAGCCAUCUGAUCUCAGACCAGGCAACAGCAAAAAUAGACUUAAUCAAAAGAAACAAACAAGGAAUCUACAUCAUACCGAGUCAGCUGGUGGCAUAGUGGAUAAAGUGCUAGGCCUGGAGUCAGGAAGAUUUGAAUUCUAAUCCAGCCUCAGACACUUAUUAGCUGUGUGACACUAGGCAAAUCAUUUAGCCUCUGUUUGCUUCAGUUUUCUCAACUGUAAAAUGGGGGUUUUAAUAGCACGUACCUUUCAGGGUUGUUGUGAGAAUUAAAACAAGAUAACACUUGUAAAAGCACAGUGCCUAGCACAUAGUAGGGGCUACAUAAAUGCUAUUGCUUUUCCUGCCCUACUGAAAGCUACCAUGGACAGUGAAUUUGUAUCAAUACUUAAUGUCUAUGUACACAAUGGCAUAGCUUAAAGAAAAAGUUAAACUAGUUACUGGGAGGAAUAGACAUCAAAAAGUUUUAAUAGUGGUCAGAGAGAACUGAAGACAACAAAAGAAAGUCAAAAAGAAGUUAAGAACAUGAAUAGAAUUCUACAAAAGUUAGAUAUGAUCAACCUCUAAUGAUUCUAGAAUAGGGAAAGAAAAGAGUAUACACACUCUUCACUGUACAUGGCACCUUUACAAAAAUUGACCAUGAAUUGGGCAAUCCUUGCAAACAAAUACAGAAAAGCAGAAAUAUUAAAUUCAACUUUCACUGCCCACAAUACAAUAAAAAUUGCAUUCACUAAAAGGUCACUGAAGAAAAAAUUCCAAAUUAAUUGGAGACCAUUUAACUUAAUCCUAAAAAACUGUUGACGCAAAAAACAAAUCAGAACAAUGAUAGAUAAUUUCAUUAAAGGUGCCAAUGAAACAAAUAGGCCAAAGCCAAAGCAAUCCUUGGGGGAAAGUUACAUCUCUAAACACUUUCAUCAACAACUGAAAGAAAGAACAAUUCAGCAAAUUUGGCAAACAUGUUAAAAAUAAGAAAAUGUAAGGAAAAAAAUUAAAAUCCCAAUUAAAUGUCAAAGUAGGUAUUCUGAAAAUAAAAAAAAGAUUAACAAUUUUUUAAGAAAAAAUACCUGCUGAAUUAACGAACCUUAGAGUUGCUUUAAAGAAAUUAAUAAAAUAGACUGUUGGGAAAUUUUCUUAAAAAGAGAAAAACCAAAUUGCCAACAUAAAAAUGAUGAGAAUUCACAAGUGAAACAGAAAUAAAGGAAAUUAUUAGAGAUUAUUUUGUCCUGUUAUGUAACCUAAAUAAAAUGGAUGAAUAUUCACCAAAGUAUAAAAUGCUCAGAGUAACAAAACAAGAAAUACGGAAUUUAAAUAAUCCAGUCUCAGGGGAGAAAAAUUGAACAAUCCAUUAAUGAACUCCAAAAGGAAAAAAAUUCCAGGUGCCAGAGAAAUUGACAAACAAAUUCAGUCAAACAUUCAAAGACCAAUCAUUUCUAAUUGUUUGUAGAAAAAGUAAGAGAAGUGAUGAUAUCAAAUUCUUUCUAUGAUAAAAAUAUGGUCUGGAUACCUAAAACAGGAAAAGCUAAAACAGAGAAAGAAAACUACAAUCCAAUAUCCUCAAUCACAUUAAUAAUAAGAACAACAAAAAUUAUAUGAUUAUAUCAGAAGAUAUAAUAUAUUUAAUUUAAUAUAAAAAAGGCCUUUGAACAGAAACCAGGCCUAUUCUGAUUUUAAAAGCAAACUAGAAAACAUAGGAAUAAUUUGACCUUUCCUUAAUGUGAUAGGUUAUAGCUAUCUAAAAUCUAGAACCAUGGGAGCAGCUAGGUGGUACAGUAGUUUGAGAGCCAGGCCUAGAGAUCAGAGUUCCUGAGUUCAAAUUUGACCUCAGACACUUUCUAGCUGUGUGACCCUGGGCAAGUCACAUAACUCCCAUUGCUUAGCCCUUACCGCUCUUCUGCCUUGGAACCAAGACCUAUAUAGUAUUGGUUCUGGGAUGGAAGGUAAGGGUUUUUAAAGAAAUAAUUAAUAAAAUAAAAUAAAGUCCAGAACCAGAAUUAUAUGUAAUGGGAAUAAACUAAAGGCCUUUCUGAUAAUAUCAGGGGUAAACUAAGGAUGUCCAUUAUUACCGCUUGAUAGAGUACUAGAAAUAGUACUAGAGUACUAGAAAUGCUAAGAACAGCAAUGACAAGACAAACAAAAAUUGAAGGAAAAAGCAUUAUCACUUUGUGUGGAGGAUAGAGUGGUGUACUUAGAAAACCCCAGAGAAUCAACUAAAAAUUAAUUGAAACAUUAAUUUUAGCAACGUUAGAUAUAAAAUGCAUAUGAAAUAAUUCCAUGUUAAUCAUCAGCAUUUCUGUAUAUUUACCAUCCAAACCAAGCUGGAAAAUACAGAAAGAGAAAUUCCAAUGAAAAUAACUUACCAAAUGUAUAAAAUACUUGAGAGUAUACCUACUAUGAUACAUGGCAACUAUAUAAAUACGACUACAAAACACUCUUUACACAAAUAUAGACCUAAAUACCUGAAGGGAAAUUGCUCAUGAGUAGGCCAAGCCAAUAUAACAAAAAGGGACAAUUUUGUCCCUAAAUAAAUUUACUUAUUUGGUGCCAUACCAAUCAAACUACCAGAAGAUUGUUCUGUAGAACUAGGGGAAAAAUCAUGAGCAAAUUCAUCUGGAAGAAUAUAAGUCAAGAAUUUGGAAGGAAUUAUUGAAAAGAAAACCAAGAAGGUAUUGUUAAACAAUACCUGAUCUCAAACUAGAGUACAAAGCAGUAAUAAUUAAAAAUAUUCGGUAUUGAGUAAGAUAUGAAGAGAUCCAUCCAUACAACAGAUUAGGUACAUAACAUCCAGGAGCAAACAGAGAUUGAUAAAGCAAAAAUCCCUGGCUACAGGGGUAAUGACUCACUAGUUGACAAAAACUUCUGGGAAGACUGGAAAACAGUCUGGCAGAAACUAAAUAUAGACUGACAUGUUACACCAUAUACCAAGAUAUCUCCAAAUGGAUACAUGAUUUAGACAUAAAUGCUUCAGCAUACCAAGGGUUGGGCCAUGGGAGCAGUCUGGCCCAGAUGCAGACAAUAAUGACAUGCAUUGUCUGUAGAGAAUUUAAAAACAAGAACAAAACAGUCUAAAGAUCAAUCUGCUUUUUUUCUCCUCCUGCACUGGCAAUUCUUUACACUGUCAGUGGUAAAAUACUCCUCCCUCCCUUCCAAAAUCUUUGUUGCUUUAAGUUGUCUAAGUUCUCAAUUAUUGCUAUUUGACCGCCAUCGGGCCUCCCGACACUUGCGGACUCAGCUAUAUGUGUUUGUUUAGUUAGAAUCUUGUGAGCUCACUUCAGACGCAGUUCAUGUCUCUGGCCUCCGUGAUACAACAUAUUCCUGUGUUUAAACAGUAGAUUCAAAACAUAUGAUGAUAGCACAGUGAUUGUAGAGACAAACAGAACUUGAGUUAUUUCAAUCCUGUCAUUCGAUGUGAAAAUUUGGUGUUUUGAUUUGUGUUUAAAACUUAAAACAGUGAAGUAGCGCGAACUGCGAAGUGUAAUAUUUUUUUUGUUCAUCUGUGAAAUCUUUUCCUGAAUUUGAAUCAUAUCUUGAGAUUUCAAUGUAUUCUUCCCUUUUAAUUGUCUGUUGUCUGUUUUAAAAUGAACGAAGGAAUCAAGAAAAGAAAGUGUUGUUUCAGUGGUACGAUUUAGAAGAUGCCUAAAUUGUGCCUUUUGCAGACAUUUCCAUUUUGUUCAAAUUUGCCUGGGAAAUGAGGUUUUAUGAAUCUCUGCCAAACUUGCCCACCCAUUUCAGAUUUUCCCUAUUUGUGUCGCUUUUCCUUCACGUGAAAGAACUUUUUCAAAAUUAAAAUCAAUAAAAAGUGUUCCUCAAUCAGCUACAUGUACAGAUAGACUGACAAGCUAGUCUAUUCUGUCUAUUGAAUGUGAACAUGAGAAGAUCAAUUUUCACAAAUUUAACGGCAAAUUUGUAGAUGCUAAGGCUCAAAAACAAAAAUUGUAAUGUUAUCGUUCAGUACUGUGACAGACUAAUAUAUAGGUAUAAGUUUUUUCCUUUUUUCAAAAAAAUACAUUAGUGCAAUUAAAAAGUAUUAAUCUGUUAAUUUUUCCUUUUUAUACUGUAAUAUUUAUUUUAGUUUUAUUUUUAUUUUUUUACUGGCAUAAUUAUACUAUAUAUGAAGUUCAAUAAAAGAACAUUUUCACUGUG
Molecule: messenger RNA, 13467 nt
Organism: Monodelphis domestica (gray short-tailed opossum)
Lineage: Eukaryota; Metazoa; Chordata; Mammalia; Didelphimorphia; Didelphidae
Gene: DUSP9
Product: dual specificity phosphatase 9
Biological process (GO): negative regulation of MAPK cascade; peptidyl-tyrosine dephosphorylation
Cellular component (GO): cytosol; cytoplasm
Molecular function (GO): MAP kinase tyrosine/serine/threonine phosphatase activity; protein tyrosine/threonine phosphatase activity; MAP kinase tyrosine phosphatase activity
Source: RefSeq, a predicted model, not a curated record